Anthostomella pinea is the source of this 1206-nucleotide messenger RNA. The record is from the annotation of a GenBank genome assembly. NCBI's taxonomy places the organism in Eukaryota, Fungi, Ascomycota, Sordariomycetes, Xylariales, Xylariaceae.
AUGUCCUAUCCGGGUGCUCCAGGCUCGAACUCGUCGCUUCCACCGCGCCCACCUCCCUCCAAGAUCUCCGGCUUCAAGCCCGCCUUCUCCGCAACAGCGACACCGCCGACGCACACCCCAAGUUCCGGCGCCCGAGGCACCCCCUACGCAGCCCCGCCCUCGUACUCCAGUGCGCCCAGCUAUGCAGGCGCACCCGCACACUAUGGCGCUCCGCCGUCCACCUACCAGCCCUACGCGCCGCCUCCGAUGAGCAGCGGCCCAGGCAACAGCUAUUCAUCACAACCCGCAUACCCCUCGUACCCGCAGCAGGGUGGCGGCUACGCUCAACAAGACUACUAUGGCGCGCAGGCAGCAGCAUCGGCCAACAGCGGCGCACCGGCCUCGUACUCCGCCGCGCCCCAAAUCCGCAACCCCUUCCCGGCGCCCGAUCAGGCUAGAACCGAUGAUUACGAUCCGGACAUGGCGGCGCAGAUUGCGCAGUGGCAGAGUGCAUACUCAAAAGACUCCAAGGAUGCCGGCAGCGCAGCCCCGGCAGGAGCAGGAGGUCUGGGGAGGGCACCAGGAAUAAAUGGUGCCGUCGCGACCGGUGCUAACGGCACAACCGCGUAUUCAGCUGAAGCUGCCAACCGUCUGUCGGAAGUGGCGGCCAACGCAGCAGCGGCCGUGGCCAGCGGUGACAAGAAGAAGACAGUGGUGCGCGCCGGCGGCGGACAGAAGUGGACAGAUGACACGCUACUGGAGUGGGACCCAGCGCACCUACGGCUGUUCGUCGGCAACCUGGCGGGCGAGACCACGGACGAGAGUUUGUACAAGGCCUUCUCGCGGUGGAAGUCGCUGCAAAAGGCGCGCGUGAUCCGCGACAAGGUGACGAGCAAGUCCAAGGGCUUCGGUUUUGUGUCUUUCAGCGACCCGGACGAGUUCUUCUCGGCCGCUAAGGAGAUGAACGGCAAGUACAUCCAGAGUCACCCCGUCGUCGUGCGCAAGAGCACCACCGAGAUCAAGCCCCAGACCGUCAAGGAUAAACGCCACCCCAAUAACAAGUACAACAAGAAUAAGAACAAGAACAAGAACCGCAGCGGAAACGGCUCAGGGGGCGGCGAUGCUGGGGGACGGGAGGAGGGCUUUGAGCCGAGUCUGGGACCCCAGGGUGGGGGAAUCACCAAGCCCGGCCAGAAGACGAAGGGUGGGCUGAAGUUGCUGGGUUGA